UUCCAGUUUAGCUCGGUAGUUCGUAUUCGUAACGUGAGAGGUUUGAGAGGAUCUUCGGGAGGCUUAUUAUAACGCACGACCCUUUCGGUUUUUCAACUUUUCAUGACUGAAAGUUUAUGUGAUUUGGUGAUAUCGUGACACUGCUGCAACCCGGACAUCCCGAACACUAUUGGAUACCCUUCAAAUUCAAGCGUCUCGCUUUUUUAGUGUGUUUUUCUCGGCUUUAAAGGGUUGAACUUCAAGCAAACCUACGGAAGGCGAAUAACGUGUAUUAGGAGCGUGAGGAAAUUGUUCCUGGAGAAACCUCACAAGUGACUCUUCAACUUGCAAGAGAGCGUAAAUAAAGUGGGUCACAGGGAUGAAAACAACGGUUUUCAGCAUAUAAUCAUAGGCAUCUAUCGCGAGGCAAAAGAGGCUCUCAGUGGCAGCAGCCGUUCUUCGAGCCACGAACUUUUGUUAAGCGCUCCGCGCCAAUCUGAAACGGCGACGGAUCAAUAUGGCCCCACACUGAAGUCCAACAAACCAGUCGAAACACCCUCGCACACUCAGCCACAGCGGUAGUAGUAGCUGUCUGUCGCUAUCCGACGAUUUUAACGUUGCUGACUGCUCCUCGCUAGCUGGCACACCGUGCGCGUCCUUAUACACUCACUCCCAUUUUUAUCACCACACUAGUGCUUUAAAAGUGUUUGAUAGGUGUGUUUUUUUUUAAAAGACCUUAUAGUGAAUUGAGAUUUUUGGUCUUGGGAUCCAGUGUGAUACGUGUUGUGGAUUUAUCCAAAUAAGAUUAAUAGACGAAACUGUAUAUAAUAUGUGUGCUGAAACAGUGGCUGCAGCGGCAAUGAGGCGUGCUGUGCGCUAGCAUUGACUAUGGAAGCGCCGGUAUGGGCAUGCGCACGCACCUCCGGGCCCCUCCGACCCACUCAUCAGCCGCUGCGUUCACAAACUCGCCGAACUCAACGCGCAGCAACAACUUGCGACCUACUGUGCGCCUGUCCGCUUUGCCGUCACUUUUCCUCGCCGUUGCUCUUUGCUUGCUCCCAGUUACAGUAUCAACCGAUUCAUCGGCAAACGUCAACUCUGCAAACAAUGACGGCAGUUCGAGCGACGGAAAUAGCGGCGGCAGCAGCGGAGGCGGCGGCGGUUACCAGGAUGCGGUGCAUAUCACCGCCAUCUUGGGCGAGUCCGUCGUUUUCAACUGUCAGGUUGAAUUUCCCGAGGGACAUCCGGUCCCGUACGUGUUACAGUGGGAGAAGAAGAAGAGCCGUACCUUGAUUGAGUACUUUUUAAAGGGACAGGAUAUUCCGAUAUACAUCUGGUAUGAAAGCUACCCUACCCACAGCGGCGAGGGUUACGAGGGACGAGUAUCCCGCGUAUCCCCUGAGUCCAACUAUGGUGCCGCAUCGCUCAAUCUCACUAAUAUUAAGGAAUCUGACCAAGGAUGGUACGAAUGCAAAGUGGUAUUCCUCAACCGUUCCCCGAACCAACACAAGAACGGCACCUGGUUCCAUCUGGACGUGCACGCGCCCCCCAGAUUCGUAGUCACCCCGGAGGACGUAAUCUACGUGAACCUGGGGGACGCGAUCAUCCUUAACUGCCAGGCCGAGGGCCAACCCACACCAGAGAUACUCUGGUACAAGGAUGCUAACCCUGUGGAUCCAGCGACGACAAUAGGAAAUAUAGGAAUUUUCAACGAUGGCACAGAACUACGCAUAUCCAAUAUUCGACACGAAGAUAUCGGAGAUUAUACCUGCAUAGCGCGUAAUGGAGAGGGACAGAUCUCUCAUACUGCCAGAGUCAUUAUAGCUGGAGGUGCUGUUAUUAUGGUCCCACCAACCAAUAAGACUACCCAGGAGGGUGAAAAGGUCCAAUUCAAAUGUGAAGCCAAAGCUCAACCUGGAAAUGUGACAGUAAAAUGGUUUAGAGAGGGUGCUCCAGUUAAAGAGUUAGCGGCAUUAGAAACUCGUGUACAAAUACGGAAAGAUGGCUCUUUAGUAAUUAAUCCGGUUAUUCCAGAUGAUUCCGGCCAGUACCUCUGUGAGGUGAGCAAUGGAAUCGGUGAACCCCAAAGUGCAUCGGCCUACUUAGAUGUGGAAUAUCCAGCCCGCGUAACAUUUACUCCCACAGUCCAAUAUCUCCCAUUCCGACUGGCAGGAGUGAUACAGUGCUACAUUAAAGCUAAUCCCCCUAUGCAAUAUGUUACCUGGACCAAAGACAAACGUGUGCUGGAACCAUAUCAAAUAAAAGACGUCGUUGUUAUGAAUAAUGGAUCUUUGUUACUUACGCGUGUUAAUGAAAACCAUCAGGGUCAAUAUACGUGCACUCCAUACAAUGCUCAUGGGACAAAAGGCAGUUCUGGAAUAAUGGAUGUUUUGGUAAAGAAACCUCCAACAUUUACAGUUCAGCCUGAGAGUAUGUAUCAAAAGAAAGUAGGCGAAUCAGUAGAAAUGCACUGCGAAGCUGUGGGAGCUGAGGAUACUUCUAAGCCAACAAUUCAGUGGGCACGAAGAGAUGGAUCGCCACUUCCUAAAAACCGCGUAAAGAUUAUAGGAGGAAAUAUAACGAUAGAAAAUUUACAAAGAAGUGACUUCGGAUUUUACCAAUGUGUAGCAACAAAUGAAGUGGCUACAAUAGUCUUGUCAACACAACUAGUUGUAGAAGGCACCCAACCGCAUGCACCAUAUAACUUAAGCGGGACAGCGACAGAGUUUAGCGUAACUCUAAGUUGGAUGCCAGGUUACAGUGGUGGCCCAGACUACAAACAAGACUAUACCUUAUGGUACCGCGAAGCUGGACAAACUGAAUGGGCUACUAUACCUGUUACUCCAUCAGGUAGUACUCAAGUGACUAUUAACCGGUUAGCUCCUGGUACGACUUAUGAGUUUCAAGUAGUCGGAAAAAAUGCCCUUGGAGAUGGCAUGAUGAGUAAAACAUUUACAAUACGAACAGUAGAAGACGUUGGAUUACCAGUUCAAAAUACCCCCGCCUCGGUUAAUCCAGCCCCAAAUAACGAAAAUUUGGUGUAUUUAGGUCCAAAACCCGGUUCUCCCAGGAACCUGACUGUAACAGAAGUGGACCAUGGAUUCCUCAUUUCCUGGAUGCCUCCAAUGGAUCGAAGUGUCGAUAUCCAUCACUACGUUAUAAAAUAUAGAACGGAUGGACCUUGGAAGACCUUAAAUAAGGCUCAGAUAAGACCUGAAGAUACUCAAUAUUUAGUCAAGAACUUAGUUGGCGGAAGGACAUACUACUUCCGUGUAUUUGCUCAUGGCUUAGAAAGUUAUGAAGAAAGUGAAGAAGUUAAAUAUUCAGUUCCUGCACGUGUUAAGCAUAAGGCAAUCACUGCAGGGGUUGUAGGAGGAAUUUUGUUUUUUAUAGUCGCGAUCAUACUUUCUGUAUGUGCUGUAAAAAUAUGUAACAAAAGGAAAAGACGGAAACAGGAAAAAGCAUACAACAUGGUAGCUUGUAGAAUCUCCGAUGCCAGAAACGGAAGCGGAGCUACCGAGAGUCAAGUGCCUUUGAAAAAACUUAGAAAAGGCAGAAUACCAGGUCUAAGCAUCAUAGCAUUUGUCAUCAAUUGGAUAUGGCCGCGGGAUCGUUGUCGAUCUGGCAGUCUGUCUAGUCUAACUUGGCACCCGGACUACAUUCAACCUGGAUCAGCCUCCAAAUCUAAAUCUCUCGCCAGAAUAUCUAGAGCGGCCGACGGCAGAUUCAUCUUAGUAGACCCCAAUGAGCUGCGCUCGGGAACCCCCUCUAACGCCUCAAGCAGUGACGACGGAGGCUUUCUACCAAGCAAAAGAGGCAUUUUAAAUAGAGCUUCUUGGAGAAGGCCUCUAGUUGGUUAUCCCAGUCAGUUAAGUCUAAGAACUGAUGCCUCGGGCCAGUCCGCAGCCCCUCUUGGUUACGUGAUUGAAAAUCCUCAUAGGCUACCCACCUAUAUUAACCAUCCUACAUUGCAAUUUGUCCCUACCAUAUAUAGUCCCCAGACUCCCAAGUUUCAGAGCAGUUCCCCUACAAACUCCAGUGGGUUUUUGUUAUCCCCUUGGACUCCUAUGUACUUUAGUGACUUAAGUUCAGUGCGGUACACGAGUUCCGGCGAGAGAUCGUUCCCUACUCCGCCGGGUUUUAUGCAAUUACGUUCGGUUCACGAGAGGUACUCGCAAGAGUUGCCACCGUUACGAGCUAUACACGAGGAACAUCAAGGAUUCGUACCGGUACAACCUUUACUCGAGAGUCCGCGAACGAUUAACACGCGUGCACGAACUGGUAGACUUUUAGCCCCACGCCACGCCCGCUUAGCGCGCAGUGCUCCCGAAUUGGAUCAUCUAGAUCGCUCUCCAGAGAGUCGAUCUAGUUCAAGCGGUUUCGGUAGCAAGAAUACCUCUCAGCAGAACCAGAGCUCACACAGUGGCAGCACUUUUAUAGACUGGAGGUUACCGCCGUAUAGACCUCCUCCUGCACCGCCCAUGCUUCCUCCACCUCCUUCGCUAAUGAGACACUGGCUGGAGUUAGCGUCUAGCAGCCCGUCAGCCUCGGAUCAUUUACAUAAAGCUGUUGAUGUUGGUAGCGUUGACGGUCACUACGAGUUUGAUCCCAGUACUCCCACACCUACUCCAUCAACUCCGACUGGUUCAAGGGACGUUGAUGUAGUGGAUGGAGGUUCUGGGCCUCAAAGAAAAGGAUUUUUGUUAAGAAGUCGGUAUGAUAAUAUUGAUGCGCGGGUACAAGCUAUGAAAGAGGAGUUUAAUGAGUUUCGAAAGAGGCAGGCGAAUAGGCGAAGGAGUCACGUACUUGAAACCGUUUGUUAAAUAAAAUUCUUUUAUCGGAAGAUAAACUUUUUGAAAUAGUAACAUCUAUAUAUUCGUUUGUUUUACUAGACUUUACCUGUUUAAGUCCUAACAAUCCAAGAAUCUAAGAUUUGGUGAAAUAGGCGUUUAGCAAAUCAUAAUUAUUGAUUCUAUAAAUAAAUAUUGCUGCCUUAAAUUGGAUCUGAUCACAAGGAUUUUGAGUUGAUAAAAACGUUACAUUAUAGCAAUAGGAUAUUGCACUAAAAGCAAUUAUAUACUAUUUUUGUCGAGUAUAUAUAUGAUUGUCCUUUAAACAGAUCAUAUUUAAGUCAUACAUGAGUUUUAAGCUGAUAUUAAAGAAAAAUAGUUAAUGUGGUUGCUGCUUGAAAGAAGACUUGAAAUUUUGAAAUCCGUAAAAGUAGUAAUCCAAAAAAGGAAAAAAUAAAAACUCAAAGCUCAUGUUCGCAAAAAAAGUUCUAAGCAGCCUGUAAAAGAAGCUGAAUAAUAAAAUCCUAUGAGUAUAUAAUGAAUGACAAAUUCGUUCAAACAAAAUGAGAAGUUUAGCAAGGCAGCAUCGUUUCUUUGCGAUAUGUAAGAGAUGCAUAGGAGAAAACGUCUAAAAAUACUUUUGGUAUUUUGUCUUUAAGUAGCUAAAACUAACAUUAAAAAUAAUCAGCAAUUGCACGGUAUUAAAAAUUAAUUUCAAUUAGAUGCGAGUAUUUUCAUUAUAAAAUCAAAAUAUUACAUAAAUUUUCAAUAAAGCAUUAAUUAAAAAAAGAAACGGAAAUGUAAAUAUAGGGAAGAACGGGUAACAAUAAGACACUUUUUUUUAUUUUUCAAAAUUUUUUUCUUUAAUCGAUGUUAGUAUAACCCUAGUAUAUCAAUAAUUCUUAUUUAAAAAACGAUUUUUAAAUUUAUAUUUUAUAAGGAAAAAAUAUAAAUUUCAUUUAAUAUUGGCUUUGCCAAAACCAUUUCGAUUGAAUCUAAGGUAACUAGGUCUAUAUCAGUUUCUUGAGGUAUUAUAAAUCCAUUCAGUUUUAAGGCUUUUCGCAAGAAAAAUACUUUAUCUUUGUCUAUUUCGGUAAGAACUCGUCCCACAUAAAAGAUCGAUGUAUUAAAUUUAACCAAAACAUAAUUUCCUUUCUCAAGAUUUUUCUCUAAAAAAUCCAUUGCCAAAUCUUCAUUAAAUGAUUUAACAUCAGAUUCGUCUGAAUUAAAAACCUUCCUUUUGGUUUUAUUAACUACUUUGAGUACUUUUUUAGGGGUCUGUGACUCUUUAAGUCCAGCUUGGGAGUGUCUGUAGAUAUAAAAAUUCCCUCCCUUUUUCUGGGUUUGACUUCCUUUCUUCCGCUGUAAGAAACCCUUUAAAAUCUCUCGGUGAAAUAAACUCGCGAGAUUCAUCAGUUUGCUAAAUAAUUACCUGGCGAUGAAGAAGCUGAUGUAAUUGCUAUAUUGGAAGUUGAAGACUCAGAUAGCGUAGUAAAAGGGCAGAGUCGGUUUAUCUGAAUACAUAACGAUCAAAUGAAAAAAUUACAGUUUUUCCUAAAAGCUGAUUGAAUAUUUUUUGGAAUCCUUGCUUUAGCGUGGGCGAUUCCAACGCAUUCUGCAACAUUAUAGAGAGAAAAAGUCUUUGUUGGAUUUCUAGUUAUGCAGUAAUCAUGCGCAUCAUAAUAAUAGGUCUGAAAUGACUUAAAUACUCCUUUAUCAAGAAGCUGCAUUUUGUUGCCUGAAUAAGGUGGUACUGUUAAUACCUUAAAUCCAGGUUUUUUUACUAAUUUAAUUGCCCGAUAAACUAUAUGGUUCUCAUGAUUAUCAAAUAAUAAAAGGGAUUGAUUUUGUAAAGAGGUGUUAGUGUGCUGAAUAAAAUGAUUUAUCAUUUAUUGGGAAAUCAUCCAUCCUGUAGGCUGCGUAAGUAUCAAAGUGCCAGGAGAAGCUCCAAAUAACAUAUGUUGCUUGAAAUUAACCCUAGAAAAGAUCAUGGCGGGUGGAGUAGUGUUUCCAACAUCACUCACAAAAGAGCCAGUUAUAACCAAGAUGCUAAUAAGAGCACUAGUUAGUCUACAGAUUUGUUUACUGUCCUUUUUUGCAACAACACGAGACUCGCCUGGAAUAGUUUUUGUAGCCGUUUCGUCUAGGUUAAAAAUUCUGCUAGAGUUUGCUAAUGGUGGGUGUUUUUUUCAUGACGUUUGUUGUUUUCCAAAUUAAAUUUUUAAAAAUUAUGUUCAUUAAAUAAAGCAGGUCGUGAUAAGCUUAACCCUUUUGCUAAUCUCAAAGAUAAAUUUUUAUGUCUAUUCAUAAAGCCUACCAUCCUUUAAAUUUCUGCUAUUUGUUGCUUUUGCUAUUUAUCCAGACAUUUUAUUUGAUAUAUGGCCGCUACUUUAAAAGAUAUCUUUUUUAUUUCUACCAUUGACAGGUCGUAGAACAUUUUUGAACAAGUUACAUUGUAGUUUAUAAUCUGCCAAAUCAUUUUCUUGUUCUGUGGUAAAUAUUUUGUUAACGCUAUAAUUUGGUCCUAUAAUUUGUCCAGGGUCUGCUUAUUGUUUCUGGACAUAUCUGGCCGGGAACAAGCUUUUUCUCUUUGGCUACUAAACGAAUAAAUCUUGCAUUUACUAAGUUUACAGUCUCCCUUCUUACAUCUUUAGAAAAAACCCUUUUCAGUUUUUCUUUGGGGAAAUCUAGGCAUUGUAACCUACAAAAGAAUUUAGAUAAAGAAAAGACAAAAAUUAGACAAAAAUGGUUGGAAAAUAAUGAGAUGUCAUUGUUACCCUCUAGUGAUUGUCUCAUUGUUAUCCCAAGAUCAAUAUUCUAGAAUAUCGGUUAUUAAACUAUGUUUAUGUAUAUUAAAAAUUAAAAAAAUUACCGAAUCUUACCUUUAGGGUCUCUUCGCCUUUACUAAGAGUAAGAUAAGUCACGUAGGACUUGUCGAAACAUUGUCUUUAUCACUUUUAAUUAUUUCACGCGUUUUUUUACUUUCGACUGCAAUAACGCAUGUGUUUACGGAUGCAGCGUUGCCGAACGACUGACGUUUGUCUCAACAGAAUUACUUCGAAAUGCUGAUAUUUGACAACACUAUCAAUAGAUGUCGUCUUACAUAUACUUUUAAAUAACGUAAAUAUUUCAAGUGUUUUAUUGUACCCCGUGACUCAUUGUUACCCGUUCUCCCCUACAGAGGAAAGUUUAAAACAAGAGAAGGUUCAUAUUUGAAUAAAAGAAAACGAAGCCUCUAAUGAAAAGAUUUAGAUAGUAGAACAUUCAAAUCAAUCCACAGUAAAUAGCAUCUAUCUCAACCAAUUCUUUUGUUCUGCGGUAUAUGAUAUAGAAACAUGCGUAGCAUGUGACAACCUUACUCACGUAAUAUCAGUUAAAGUAAUUUUUCUUUAAGGUAAGUUCAGUUCGUUACUCCUUGAAACGCGAAAAGAUGAAUUUUAAUAUAACCUAUAAAUUAAUACAAUUUUAUUAUGCCUCCUUCGAAAAUUCGCUAAUAACUAAUGUAACAACAUCUAAAAUUUUUAGUGAUAGUUUUCUCGCUUAUAAAGUAUCUCUUCAGCAAUAAAUAUGUGCACACUUUUAUUAUAACUACUUAAUAAUAAUUACCUAGUAUAAAAACAAAACACUUUUUAAUGCAAUAAAUAUUAUUAGUUUCCCUUUUAUAUCAUAAUCCUUAGAUAGUAUUCAAGCUUAAAAGUUAUAGUGAAAGUAUGCAUGAUAUUUUCAACUAUACUUAAUUACGUUUUGUGUGAUGAGUGAAGUGCAAAAAUCAAAUAACAAAAAAACAUUGUUAAGAUAGACAAAAACAACUCUUUUUUAAUUCAGUGUGAUAUCCAAUGUAAUUCGGAAACGAAAAAUAUGUUCUAAAUAUUUAACACAGAACCAAGCUGACUUUUUAGGAUUAAAUUGGUAAACGUAAGAUAAAUAAGUUUAUUCCACGAAAACUUUUUUGUAAAUUAGAAGGAUUUAUGUUGUAGAGGUUAAAAAAAGUUAAAGCUCAAUUUACUCGAUACAGUAAGAACCAUAACAAAUGUUUUAAGCUUUUGUUAAAUGGGCUGAUUUGGGUGUAGUUUAAGACAUUUGUAAUGUUUUCAAUAUCGUUUAUAUAAGACACCAUACAAUAGUAUUGUGAUCACGUAAAAAGUUAGAAUUUUGCUUAAGGUUCAUAAUCAUCCAUUCGUAAAAUAUAAUAAGCAAACUUUACUAUAUACAGGGUGUUCCGUUGAUCAUGUUACAAACUUCUAGGGCAGAUCGAAAACGUCAAAAGAAAAACAAAAGUUCAUAUAAUCAUGGGUCCGGAAAAGCUUCCUCAGGGAGCUACAGCUCUUUGAAAAUAACCUUUAAAAACUAGUUUUUUUUUAAUAGCUCCGGAACUACUUUAGCUACCGCAACCAAUUUUGGGAGGUAAAUUAUUGUUAGUUCGAUUAUUCUUUUGAAUCUACUAAAUAAAAAAAAUAUUUACCAGGGGCUUCAGAAUCAGGGGGGUAUUUGGUAAAUUUAGGCCCAUUUCUUUAAGACUUUAAUUUCUGCCCGUUUGGGCAUUAGAUUAUGAUGUUCCUAUGCUUUUUACAUAAAAAAGGUGCUCUUAGUAAAAGUCGGUACAUGGUACGGUCGGUACAUUCUGAACCCCUGGUAAAUAUUUUUUUUAUUUAGUAGGUUCAAAAGAAUAAACGUACUAACAAUAAUUUACCUCCCAAAAUUGGUUGCGGUAGCUAAAGUAGUUCCGGAGCUAUUAAAAAAAAACUAGUUUUUAAAGGUUAUUUUCAAAGAGCUCUAGCUCCCUGAGGAAGCUUUUCUGGACCCAUGUUUAUAUAAACUUUUGUUUUUCUUUUGACGUUUUCUAUCUGCCCUAGAAGUUUGUAACAUGAUCAACGGAACAUCCUGCAUAACUAAAUUAUUAAAAAUUGCUUGGAUCCAGCUCCUUUUUCCUCAAUGACAUCUUUAAAAUUGUUUUAAAAGGAUUAAACUCCGUUUAAUUUUGUUUAGUCUCAUUCUAAGUCUUCUUAUUACCUGAUGUCAAUAACAUCUUAACUUCGAUAUCUUUAGUUGAGACCUAUGAAUCUUCUUAAAUGAUCUUAAAGAAAAUAAAAACACAGGUUUGAAUUUUAGGACUCGAAUGGGGUUAAAUGUGUAACUUUUAGUCUGAUAAAUGGUUUUUCAGCUAAUUAAAAGAUAUUAAUAAAUACCUAAUAAGAUAAUGAAUUUGCAAGCAUCGCACCCCUAGCGGCUAACAGAAAAAUUAAAACAUCCUACCGUGAUAAAAUCAAGCUCAAAUUGAGAUGUCUUCUUUUUAAAUAAAAGGAAGGUAUCUGGAACAGGAUAUCCAUAUUAAAUGCAAAAUAUAAGGAUACAUUUAAAAGACAGUUUGGCACAACACCAGGCCAAACAAAGUAUUUUAUAUUGUAUAAUUAGUCCAUGGCUACUGUAGAUUGUAUUAUGUUAUGUCGGAGGGGAGACUGCGUGCAUGUCAUUUUCCUCACAUCUUUUGUAGUUCUUUAUAUAAAUUAAAAACUUUUUAACACCUACCCAAAGUGCUUAUUUUACAAAAUAUUCUGCCAUGCAUUUUUUUUUUAAUUUUUGUCUACACAAAAAAACGCUAACGCCGUUGGAAAAAAUUCCAUCGAAGUUAAAAACUAAAUAAUAUGUAUUUACUACUUAGAACAUUGAAUACACUAGAAUAAACAUUGGCUGCUUUGGAUUGAGCGCAACAUCUACACAGGGGGCAGAGGGGAUAUUUUUAUUGAUAAACAUGCUUAGUAUUCCAUGUUGCCAGUGAUCACUCAAUUUUAACAGAAGAAAAUAAAGUGAUAUAAUAAAUUAUUUUAAUUAGCAGAAACUGAGUUGCAUUCUUUAUGAUAAGGCAAAAGAAAGAGUGAAACUCGUUUAAUAACCAAAACUAUUUUAUACUAUAUUUACACUAAACACUAAUAAUAAUUAAUAUUUUUAAUUUAGAUUCUUUAAAUCACCAAAAUUCUACACACACCCGCAACGCUGUAGAUUUUGCCCAGAAAUAUUCUCGCAAUAAAGGUAUUACUAUUUGGCAACUGUGCUCGUUGUUUACUUUUGGAUGGUGCACCUUUCGUACAGUAUUAAUAUUAAAAAGAUGUUUUGAGUGAUUUCAGUGCGUUUUUUAAUUAGUAUUAAGUCUUAAAACUCCCUUUUUGCUAAAAACUAUAAAGAAGUCUGAAGUGGGUCACAUAUCAAAAGAAUUUCUUACUGGUAAACUGCAAGGGGUGGGUGGGAGUUUGUAAGGGUAGUGUUUUUUAAAACAAUUUUUUGUAUAAAACAACACCCGCUUUUUAACAAUACUACCCUUUGCCCCUCACCCACCCCAUACAGUUUACCAGUAAGAAAUUGUUUUAAAAAAUCACUGUUUUUCGUCCAUAAACCUUAACCUCUCAAUACACUUUUUGUACUAAAUAUUUAUAUAUAAAAUUUAAAUAAAUUAAAUAACCUAGAAGAACAAAAACUAUCAUCCAAUAUAUAGUACUUAAAUUUGAUAUUAUUUAAUAUAUAUUUAUUUAGGACAAAAACAGUGUUGUUAGAUUGCAUAUUAUGAACGAAAUCAUCUAUUGUUCAUCAUUUGACCACAGUACCGGGUCUUCAUACAAAAAAUAAACAUCCUAUUUGAGUGGUAAAUUAAUGACACCUUAAUAAUAAGAGAAUUAAAUUUUUCUUCCUCUUCUCUUUUUCUUGUUUUCUUCCAAGUUGUAAGUGCCUGGACUUUAUAACCUGAAGAUAGUUGAAUAAUGAAACAUUUCAGGCAAUUUGGGAUUUGUGGGACAACAAGAGAUUGAAAGAACUUAGUUCCAACUGUCUGAACAAAUGAAAUCAUUCUUCCUUUCUCUUUUCCUUUUUGGUUUUGGACCUUCGAGUCGGUUUAUCGAUUGGUAGACUCUGGUCCGAAGACCAGGUUCGUUGUCCAAUGUUUGGAUGAGACCGUGACUUUGUGUCCUUACCUUUGUUUUUGUUUUCGUUUGGUCUCUUAGAGAAAAAUGGAUGAUACGUUUCUAUGGGCCACAUAUAUUGGAAAAAAGGAAAUUCAAAUUGUUCCUUUCGCAGUUGGGUGUCAAUGGUAUCAUCCUUCUAGGUUAUAAUAUAAAAGACGGCAUAUUUGUGAAGUAUCUAUUGAGUAUUGGCUACCAAAAUAUUAAUAAAAAUGUGUAAAGUAUAUUAUUAUAAUCUAGCAAAUUAAUUGCUUAUUGGAACCCAAAAUGCCGCAAAAUUAAUGUAUGCAAAAAUGAAGGUAGUAUUUGGUCGAUAUCCAGCAACCAAAAUUAAGAACGCAGCAUAUGUCGUUUACCAGGAACAUAUAGUCUGCGCCCAUUAUUAUUUAAUCGAUAUAAUGCCCGUAUCUCCUAGAAUUUCAAAGGAGCUUUAAUAAUUUUUUGUCUAGAUACUAACAAUGGAUAACUAAAUCGGUUUAUAGUGGGUAUAAACCGCGACAAACUAAGCUUUUUUUGUAAAAAUGAAUUAAAAGGUUAACUUCCAAAGGAUUUGAACUAAACUUUCUUCUGUAAUAUAUAAUAAAUAUCUAAACGGAUUGGAGAUGGUUGCACACCUCUACAACGUGUUUUGAUUUAAAAUUAUUGAGUUCGACGUUAUAAACGGCUAUAACUGCCAAAUGAUAUGGAUAAAACUUUUCCUUAUAGCCGUUAGGAGUUACAUAGCUGUUUAUAUUUUUUAAUAUCUAACAAUUCAAUAAUUUUUUACCAAAAAACUUUAGUUUGUAAAGGUUUAUAACCACUAUAAAUCGAUUUAUAAAAAAAUAUUGAAAUUCCUUGGGAAUUUCAGGAGAUAUGGGCAUUAUAUCGAUUAAAUAACAGCGGGCGCGUACUAUAAAUAGGUUGCUAGAAACGACAUAUGCUACGUUCUAGAUUUUUGGUUGCUGGAUAUCGAUCGGGCGCUAGCUUCACAGAUAUGAAAAAAUAACUAGAAAAACAAUGGCAACUUCAGAUACGUGGAUUGUAAACAUAGAGGUAUUCUACGUUGCCAAGUUGCUUUUUUUUCAUUAACAUGUACAUUUUUUACCUGUUACAAAUACACAUUAAAAAAAUAUGUAGUGGAUUAAGAAAAUUAUAUAUUGAAUGAAAAAUUGAAAAGUCGAUUUGACAUCAUUGUCUGAGAGAUGGUGAACUCAAACAACCUUGCCUAUGGUUUGCAGCUAGGCUUACUCUAAGCAUUCAAUGUUCUAAGAUUUACUAUUUAUCACCAGAACGCCCGCAUACACGCGAUAUGCGUAAAAGCGCAUGUGCAUAUAAGAGAGAUGAAGUGAUUCCAAUAACGUAUACGUGUAAAUUGUUAGCUGCGCAUGCCCACUUUUACGUUAAUGCUCUACGUGAUACGUAGGCAUACGGCUCUUUAACGACGAUCCAAACUUUAUACGCUUAUCUGCGAUUACUUGCGAACAGCAUCAAUUAUGUAUAACCGAGUAAACAACUUUUUUUUGUAUGUUUAAAUAAAAUUCUCGGUCUGAAAUAAAUCCCAAAAGAGUGCAUCUUUUACAUCAUCGUCGCUAAAAUCUGAAUCUCUAAUAUAAUGCAUUAAGAGUUUUGUCCAUAAUUAAUUCGAACUUUGUCUCUUGUACCACCAACAGCACAACAAAAAUUAAUAAUUAGUGUUCUAAGUUUUGUUUAUUUCUAUUUCAUAAAUUAAACACCAUCACCGCAAAGAUCAAAUUUACCUAGAUUACGUCGUACGUCUACGUUUACUUCCUGGCGUUACUUUAUCUGCCCAUUCUCUCUUUGGCCAGAUAAUUAUUACUUCUUUUAUUAUUUAUAGAAUAAUAAUAUUAAAAUUGUUUUUCAAGAUAUAAAAAAUUGCAUGUAGAAAUAAUAUUGUGUGGUACUUAUUCAUUUCAACUAAUUUUUGAUAGCUAAAUGCUUAAUAUUAAUGGCUUACAAAUAAAUAUCAAGGCUCCAUCAAACUGGGUUGCGGAAAAAAAUUACCUAAAAACAUAUAAAUAAUUAUAAUUUAUAUAAAUCAAUAAUUUUAAUAUGUAAGUGUGUUUAUAUAUUAGCCACUGUUUAACAUUUAUUAAUAAAUAUUCAAUGCAACAAUGCUCAUCUCAUUCUACACAAAAAAAUGCACAUGCCUCUCUCCGUAUUUACUUAUAACAUGUGUAGAUGCAUGCGAGUGAUUAGUACUAUGUAUUGUCUGGGAAUCCAAAAUGAUAAAAUUAAGCCAUUUUGGAAAAAACAACAAAAUACGAACCAAGGAUACAAUCAAACACGUAAACAAAUCAACAGUUACAUAAUUACAGAACUUAGAACAUUCAACAAACACAAAAUUGACCAGAAUUAUAAAAUGUAAGUAUAAGUCUUGACACUUAAAACAUCCACAAAAAAACUUGAAAACUAAACUAUAGUAUCAAUUUCGACAUAUACUAGUCAGGUACAUUGUACGCAUAUAAAGGACAAAAAUAUGACCUUUACGACAAAUAUUUUUCUAAAUCAAAUACUUAAAACCUUAUUUAAUAUUGUUGAGGAUAAACCUAAAAUUUUAGAUUUUAAUUCUAAUUACCCUAAUAGAUAUAAACUUGCUACGAUCGAUAAUCUUGGGGACAGAGCAGUUUUAUUUUUUGUUGACAGGUUUAUUAAAGAUAAUCUUCAAUUAAUAAAAUCUACCCUUGCAAAAAACAGCUUUCCUGAAAAACUUUUAAAUUUUACGAUCAAAAAGAGACUUAGGGAAUUAAAAAAUAUUACUCAUUCGACACAUCAAACUAAUAAUAAUAUAACCAACAACAUAGUUAGGAAUCGAGAAGUGACCUAUUUAAAGCUGCCUUUUUCUUCAUUCUUAAAAAAAUAAAUGAAUAUUAAUCUCAAACUACUUGAUAUUACAGCGGCUUGGUCUUCUUCUAACGAAACUAACGUAAUUUUUUAUAAAAUUAAAGAUCCCAUUCCUCUUAUGAAAAUAGUAAUGUGGUUUAUAAGGUUGAUUGUCUUUCUUGUCAGAUACUUACCUCUAAUAUUGUUCAAGUAUCUCAGUUACAUCACAAAAAGUCGAACCAAUAAAAAUCAUUUAAAAAAUCUAAACGAUAAUUAUUCUGGGCUUUAUAUAACUUUAACAUGGUUAGAAUCUUUUAUAGAGAGAGUAACCUUUAUAAAAGAUACUACUAGAGUCGUGUUAUAUAAGCGAGUACAAAAAUGUUAAUAAAUGGGCUGAUUAUCAGAAUAGCUUGCAAAAUUAUAGCUUUAUUCUUAAAUUACAUUAAUGCUUAUUUCACUAAAAUAAGAAUAUCAAGAAUCCUGAACACAAAAAAUGUUCCGUGUGCCAUCUAGUUGUUUCUUCUCCAAACGCAGGCUUUAAGUAUUUGAUUUAAAAAAAAUUCUUGUCUUGAAGGUCAUGUUUUUGUUCUUCAUAUAUGUACCUAACUGACUGAUGUCGAUACUGAUACUAUAGUUUAAUUGUAAAGUUUUUUUGUGGAUUUUUUAAGUGACGAGACCUAGACUUAGGGUAAUUCGAGGAUAGAUGGCCCAGGUUUUAAAAUGUCACGGUAACAUUUCUAUGUGUUGAAUUAGAAUUACUGUUCAUUUUUUUAACGAAUCUUUAUUGAGUUUAGAAACAUGUAUUAACCAAUUAAAUGCAUUAAAAAAUAAAAACUUAUAAUUCAGAAAAAAAAAUAAAAAUAGUUUACAAAAACCAUCUCCCCUACGGUGCUGAGGUGAGAUGGCGUAACGAAAAAAAAGGUGUUUUGGCCAAAAUGUCACUUUGUUUUGCAUACAACCACACCACAGUCGUGGCAAAAGUUCACAAACUUGGAACAGGAAUCGUGAAACCAUCUGGUGCAACGCAAGCAAUUAACCCAGUCGUCAGAUUUUGUGGUUUGGGAAUAUAUUUCGCCACAACCGGUGCAAGCCUGGUCAUCGUCGUCCAUAUCAUCUGAAGUCAUCCAAUGUCGGUGGCUCUAGAUCUUCGUCUGAGGAUGAGUCGCUUGUGGCAGCUUUCUCAAUUUUCUUUUUGGUCACUUUUGGCUUCUUCAAAACUGGUUUUAAUUUAGUGAUCUUUAUUUCUUUCUGUGUUUUUUUAGACGCUUUGUUCUUUUUUUCGCCAAUUCUUGUCUCUGUAGUUAAAAUUUCCGCCAGGUGCUUGCUCCUUUUGCGAACCGAAUUAAUGUUAGCGGAAACAACUGGAACAGGUGAAAUUAUGUAUAGCAUUUUUCCAGGGGUACUUUUGACGAGAGUAUUUGCAUUAGCUUCUGUAACCGAUUCAUUUUCUGGUCUGGUAUAGAAUCAUCUUUAGUCUGCCAACUGCAGCCAGGUUGUUGAUUAUCAUCAGAUAAAGCUUUGGUAAAACUUUGAGAACUACCAUCUGGAAUUUUAUUUUCACCUGCAUCGGGAGCCUCAAGUACGAUACUAUUUUCAGUCAAAUAGGCGUCAUCUGGGAUAGCAGAAGGAUUAAAUGGCAUAAUUCCCGUAGCCUUGAACGCCGAAGUUCCAUUAUUUACAGUUGCAGACUUGUUCCAUCCUUCAGCAAGUAACUUUCCAAAUUGUAAUCUAGUGAGCUUUCGUCCUGGAUUAUUUUUAAUUGUUUGUUUUAUUGUUGUGUUUAAUACAGUAUUCUAACAUCUCAACGUUAUUGCAGUGUGAAGCAUGACCAUCAAGCAGUAACAAAACUGUCCCUGUCUGACAAAUAUGUCACUGAAAAAAUAUGUCACUGUUGACAUAAGACGAUCUUUCUGACAUAUAAACCAAGGAUCCCGGAGGCAUCCUAUCCUCGAACUCUUGCUUUUUGUUUUUUCCUUUCAUGACGCAGGUUGGGGGAAGAAAAAUGCCUUCCGCAUUACAAUAGGCUAUAACUGUAAUGGUUUCUCCCUUUUCAUCGGAGCUGAUACUUGCGAUGUUUUUAGAUCCUUUCUUAACAAUAACAUGCCCCGGCAUAUUAUUAAGUUGUAAACCCGUCUCAUCCAUAUUGUAGAUGUGUCCAGGUUUAUUCAUAAGAUCAUUCUCGGUCAUAGUAUUUUCUAGCAGCUGAAAGUAAGUCUCAACAUCUUUUUUGUUCAUACCCAAGGAUGGAUUAAUGGAGACCCCUUCUGCUUUUCUCACUGACAGCCUUGAGUUUCUCUGCAGGAAUAACUGCAGCCACGGAUAACCAGCUAAUCUCAAUUCCUUAUUAAAAUUAUGUUUAAUACCCAGCUGUCCGGCCAAUCUAAAAGCCAUACUUCGCACAUCAGUUCGAGUAGGAGAAAAUCAAUUUUUUUGAAGUUUUAGGAUAUGUGUGGCCAACUUUUUUUCAGCAGCUUCGCCUAACGUGGAGGAGGGUCCAAGAGGACCUUUCUUUAUAUUGUCUGCCAAUUUUCUUCUUCGUAGAGUGGUUGCCGGAACCCCAAAAUUACGAGCAGCCUCAUUAACUCCCAUUCUAUUUUCAUUAACGGCUUGAAUGGCGUCGGCUAACUGUUGUUCGGUCCAACUAGCCCUUGAACAACUUCCAGCACGCUUGUAUUUGGUGGGCAUAUUAAAAAGAAAAAUAAAUAUUAAUGAGCCAUCUCACCUCAAAAAUAAGUGACCCAUCUAUCCUCGUUGUGAGAGGAGAGAUGGCGCACCUCAAAAACUAAACAAGUUUUGAAAUAUGCGCUAUUUUGAUGUUAUAUAACAAAACUUAAAUGUUUUUACUUACCUGAGACGAUAUUGUGAUUCAAAUUAUUGUUAUAUUUAAAGCUCACUAGCACAAAGAAGGAAUUCCGACAAAUAUUUUUGCAUUAUACGAAUCACGUAUAAAUUGAUAUUUAAGUGGACAUUUAACGAUGAACACAAACGGUGCGGUGGCAUGCCUGAUAUGAACUGAAGUACCUCAGAGCACAGCCGCUCCCCUUUAACGUUAGCGGCAGCGCUGUAAAACCAUUGCCCCAUCUUACCUUCUGCGCCAUCUAUCCUCGAAUUACCCUAUAGUCAACUUUGGGUUUGUUAAAUGUUUUAAGUUUUGUGAUUAUGUAACUGUUGUUAUGUUUGCGCGUUUGUUUGUAUCCUAGAUUUGCAUUUUGUUGUAAUUUUCAAAACGUUUUCAUAUUAUCUUAACAGCCGUCUGAAGAAGUCUUAAAUCCGAGACGAAACGUCAUGCCAUAACAAAUAAAGGUCAAGAGAAAUUGAGGCUGUACUUUUGAAAACAUUUUGUUUAUAAGAAUACAAACUUAAAUAAAUGCUGAACAAAUACUUUAGUAAUUUUGAAACAACCAAAAACCAAAUUAAACAACUAAAAUUUUUUGAAAACAACCAAAUACCACGAAUCUGCGUCCAUCACGAGCUGAAUUUUUCAAUAGCAACGAGCUUAAUAACCAAUUAGGUACGAGUAGACUGCAUUGACAUACCCCUUUCUCAUAACGUUGCCAGUGAAAAAAAAAUCUUAACUUUAAAUUAUAUCCGGUGGUUAGAUACCUAACUGAGUAAUUUACAAAAGGUAUUUAAAAAAAAUUACUUUAUUGUUUUUUGUAAAAAUCAUUAGAGACAAUUUAAAAAUAAGAAACAAUAGACGCAACAUUAAAUUAAGAGACUAGAUAUUAACAGAAAAAGAUCAUCAGACGCAUAAAUGUGCCCCCAAAGGCUGUUACUUGACGAAUUUUUACCUAUUUUUAUUAAAUUGAGUAAAUCAUUUAAAAGGUUAUUAAGAUUUAAAUAAAAAAUUCAGUAAUAUAAGCAAAUUCUAACUUUUUGGACCUAAUUAUCUUAACGCUUUAUGGUGGUCGAAACUUCAGACCGCGACCAACAUUCACAAGAGGCUGUUGCGAUAUUGUAAUAUUAGUGUUAGGAUAAAAACUGUAAAAUGUAAUUAUUUUAUUUCUAUUUAUUUAUAGCAAUAUUCUAUAUUUAUUUUAUUUGCUACAGAUUUAUCCACUUUAAUUUGUCCCUUCAUUUAUAAAUGCCUGCAUACGGCUUACUGAAUAAUGUUUUACAUUAAACUGGAUAGAUCAUGGUUUAGAUUAUUAUAUUUAAUAAAAACUUUGACAAUGUUGUUUUAUAAUGUAACUUAAUAAAAAAAUAUUUUAUUUUAGUUUAAUUAAACACCUGUCAGAGUUUUUAUGUUUGUAUUUUUGAGUAAUUCAUACAAUUAUAAAGCUUUAAUUUUGUAAUUAUUCGUUGGGGUUGUUAUAUUUUAAACUAACUACAAAUCUAUAUAAGUAGCUUUAAUUUUUUGAGAAUAAUAAUGCCAUGUGAGGACUGGUUGUAUUAUAAAUACCAUUAAAGUCAAUAUAAAAGUAGUUAAUAAAUGUACUUUUUAUAAUUUAUUUUCGAAUUUGAAUAUGUAGAAGAUCUUAUUUCGCACUUUAUUUUUGUAAGUAAAAUGAAAAAUUAAUAUAUAUUACGGUCCCCCCAUCUUAACUUUUAAACAAGAUAUGAUAAUUUAGUGGAAUGCAAUUUCAUUAAAAAUAAUUUAUUUAAAUAACUUAUAAUAAAAAUCUGAUAGUUCUCCUCGGCAUAAGGUAAAGGCUUUCGAAUUAUAAUUUUAUCUGACCAAAAUCUUUUUAUCUUUCUUGUUUAAAGUUUAUAUGAGGACUUUUUUGGACCAACUAUUUAUAUUUAAUUUUAAAGCGAAGAUCUUCUAAAAAAAGCUUAAAAGUUUUAUCCUGUAUGUUGUGCAAUAAUAACUUUUUUCACAUAAUAUUAUAUUUUCAGCGAACUUAUGAUAUUUUGUAAAUAGCAAGCCGAUUAUGUUAAAUACAAAUAAUUAUCAUGUGUUAUCUGUAUUUUAAAAAAUUGUCUUGCCAGAGGACAUGUUUCAAAUAAAUGUAGGCUAUGCGUAGGUAUUGGCUGGUAUUGAACUGCUAGAUAUUAAUUAAAUAAAGGAAGUUACAAUAAUACCAGCAAUGUGAACAAUAAUAAGAGAAUUUUAUUUCUUAUUUAUAAUUAGUUAAAACAAUUGUAUAAGUAUGCAACCUAAAUAUGUAUGUAAAAAUGGUUCCAAAAAUAAUAGGUCACAGAGCAGGGUAUCAACGUUUUUUUAAUUGGUGCAAAAGUAAUAUCAUAAUUUGCACCGGCUAGUAUUUUAUUAUGAAUAAAAAAAGACCGCUGUUAAAAAAAGUCUGGUGUUAUUAGAUCUGGCGAUCUGGAGGGCCAGUUCACAUCUCCAGAACAAGAGAUCACUCGACCUAAAAGUGUGUCUCUCAAAAUCUCCAUAGUUGCCCAAGCUGCGUGAGUGGCUGCUAUGUCCUAUUGGAACCAACAAUAAUCGAGACUUCAGCUACGGUUAUCAAAAAAAUUAAAAAAAAAUAAGGUCCAUAUCCAAUGAUACACCAGAUAGUCACAUUUAGGGGAUACAAUGGUUCAUCGGCCAUUUGACGUGGAGUCUUUGUAAAUAAGCAGUGAAAAUAAUUCGUUCGCACAUACGUUCUUGUAGUGUGUAUCGCUGCAUUGCUUGUUCACAACUAAUUCUCUAUAUACCUACAUCAUAAAUGUCCACAGUGAAAUUUGAUGACAUUUGUGAAAAUACCAGCUAAUGUAAAUUAUGACAUUACUUUUGCGCCACCUGUUAUAUACAGUUUUGUGUUGUAAUUUCUUAACGAAACUGAAUAGUAAAACUAAUUAAUAUAUUUUUAAAGCAAGA
This is a messenger RNA of Anthonomus grandis grandis, 20303 nucleotides long. RefSeq names its product protein turtle (gene tutl). Gene Ontology annotation, molecular function: cell-cell adhesion mediator activity. Gene Ontology annotation, cellular component: axon; plasma membrane. The transcript has 20 exons. The record is from RefSeq and is a predicted model, not a curated record. Bases 882 to 4802 code for a protein of 1306 amino acids. Lineage: Eukaryota; Metazoa; Arthropoda; Insecta; Coleoptera; Curculionidae. Gene Ontology annotation, biological process: dendrite self-avoidance; axon guidance; homophilic cell-cell adhesion.